Messenger RNA from Pelodiscus sinensis (Chinese soft-shelled turtle), 3903 nucleotides. It is a transcript of the gene FLCN, whose product is annotated as folliculin. Gene Ontology annotation, biological process: negative regulation of transcription by RNA polymerase II; positive regulation of transforming growth factor beta receptor signaling pathway; positive regulation of TORC1 signaling. Gene Ontology annotation, cellular component: cytosol. The record is from RefSeq and is a predicted model, not a curated record. NCBI's taxonomy places the organism in Eukaryota, Metazoa, Chordata, Testudines, Trionychidae. Gene Ontology annotation, molecular function: GTPase activator activity.
CGGGUGUCUCUGUGGGGGGUGCAGGAGUCCCCAUGGGAGGUGUUGGGCCAGGUCUCUUCUGGGGAGGGCAGGUGAUUCCAUGGGAUAGGUCAGGUCAAGCCCAAGCUGGAGGGAAGGAGGUUGGAUCUCCCCUGCUCUGGGCCCAGGCCUGAAAAUCCUGCCCUGCGCUUGCCCAUUUGCACGGAGAGAAAGGGCACGCUGAGCGCUGGGCUUCGUACUCUGCGCGACCCCGGAGGAAAUGAACUGACCCUAGAGCUCUGCAGAGCUGAACUUGAUUCCCGGCUCCUCCUGAGUGGGAAGAUCGCAGCUGGUGCCGUGGGGAUGUGUUGAUUUCUGUUCAUUAUGCUGAUGUGGGGUGCUUCCUCCCUCACCUGCAGGAGAGCCGAGGAGCGAGUGAAGCUACCGCUAUGAACGCCAUCGUCGCCCUCUGUCAUUUCUGUGAGCUCCAUGGCCCUCGCACCCUCUUCUGUACAGAGGUGCUGCAUUCGCCGCUUCCGCAAGGCGCAGGGAAUGGAGACAGCCCUGGGCAGAGUGAGCAAGCAGAAGAUGAAGAAGGUGGCAUUCAGAUGAGCAGUAGGAUCCGCUCACACAGCCCAGCAGAAGGUGCUAGUGCUGACUCCAGUAGCCCGGGGCCGAAGAAGUCAGAUAUGUGUGAGGGUUGCCGCUCUCUUGCAGCAGGACACCCUGGAUAUGUCAGCCAUGACAAAGAGACAUUGAUCAAAUAUGUCAGCCACCAGCACCCAAACCAUCCGCAGCUGUUUAGCAUUGUGCGUCAGGCUUGUGUCCGCAGCCUGAGUUGUGAGGUCUGCCCGGGACGUGAAGGCCCGAUCUUCUUUGGGGAUGAACAGCAUGGCUUUGUGUUCAGUCACACUUUCUUCAUCAAAGACAGCCUGGCGCGUGGCUUCCAGCGCUGGUACAGCAUCAUCACUAUAAUGAUGGACCGGAUCUAUCUCAUCAACUCCUGGCCUUUCCUGCUGGUGAAGAUCCGAGGCAUCAUUGAUGAGCUUCAGGGAAAAGCACUCAAGGUGUUUGAAGCUGAGCAGUAUGGGUGCCCGCAGCGAGCCCAGCGCAUGAAUACGGCCUUCACCCCCUUCCUGCACCAGAGGAAUGGUAAUGCAGCCCGUUCCCUAACGUCGCUGACCGACGACGAGAACCUCUGGGCGUGUCUGCACACCUCCUUUUCUUGGCUUUUGAAAGCCUGUGGCAGCCGACUCACGGAGAAGCUUCUGGAGGGAGCGCCCACAGAGGACACCCUGGUUCAGAUGGAAAAACUUGCAGACCUGAAAGAAGAGUCUGAAGGCUGGGAUGGCUCCGAGGGAGAAGAGGAGAAGCCUUCUACCCAGUCAGAGAUUGUGGAAGGGCGGGAGCUAACUAAAUGCCCAACAGACGCAUCUCUGUCAGAUUGCAGUAGCUGGAAUAUAGCUCCCCGAAGGUUGUCCAUCUUCCGGUCCCUCAGGCACAUGAGACAGGUCCUGGGAGCAUCAGCUUUCCGCAUGCUGGCGUGGCAUGUAUUAAUGGGGAACCAGGUCAUCUGGAAAGCACGAGAUGCAGAUCUUGUCCAGUCUGCCUUUGACAUCCUACGGACCAUGCUGCCUGUAGGCUGUGUUCGGAUUAUCCCCUACAGUGACCACUACGAGGAGGCGUAUCGGUGUAACUUCCUAGGGCUCAGCCCCCACGUGCAUGUCCCACCACACAUACUGUCAUCUGAAUUUGCUGUCCUUGUGGAAGUCCGCCUUGCCACCCGGUGCAGCCUCUACCCAGUCCUGUUUGAUGAUGAGCAGCACCUCAGCAAGUACGAGUUUGUGGUCACCAGUGGGAGCCCUGUGGCAGCCGACCGAGUUGGCCCCACAAUCUUGAACAAGAUCGAAGCUGCCUUGACAAACCAGAACCUUUCUGUGGACGUUGUGGAUCAGUGCCUUGUCUGCCUGAAGGAGGAGUGGAUGAAUAAAGUGAAGGUCCUCUUUAAAUUCACCAAAGUGGACAGUCGACCCAAGGAGGACACUCAGAAACUGCUGAGCAUCCUAGGAGCGGCUGAGGAAGACAACGUCAAGCUCCUCAAGUUCUGGAUGACAGGCCUGAGCAAGACCUACAAGUCCCACCUCAUGUCGACGGUCCGCAGCCCGACCUCUUCCGAGUCUCGGAAUUAACCGGAAAUGCCCAGCGUCACUCGCUGCCCUCCGAUACGAGCAAGGAACCGAGCGAGUUUUUCUCUGAACUUGCACAUCUCGUGACUAGUGAAACACCACUGAACCUCUGAGGGGUGUAGUUUUAGUCUUUGAAUUUGCUGUGAGACUGCACUCUAAGAGUGUGUGGAAUUCAGGCUCAGGCUCUGACCUCCAGCUCCACUCUGAACCUAGACUGCAAGCUGAAGUCUUAUUCAGUGUAAUUGAAGGAACCAGAGUAAGCCUGUCAGUGCCCUCAUGCCAGCCUUAGCGCUAACUGCGCGGCAGUAGAACUCCUGCAACUCUGCACUGUAACUUGGAUGUUGCCAUCAGUAGAGGUCUUGAUACGUGGGACUCUAGAUACAAAUAAACAGUUUGUAGGUAAUUGCUCUCAUUUCUGCCAGUUAGAGGAGCAGAGAAGCAACCACAAAUAUUAGGCCAUGUGACUGGGGUUCCUACAUAUCUUAACCCUAGCGAUGGCUCACCGCUGUCACUGCUUUGUAAAACCACUUCAUGCUCAGUAGAUUUGACUGGAUCUGGAGAAAAACAGAGAAUUGCAGAAGUGCUCUUGUUUGAAUUGCCAUUCCGACUUCUUCAUAUCCUAACUUUAAAAUCUUCUGCAGUUCAAAAUUGUAAGCAACACUGGAAUCCUCUCAAAACGCACACGAAAUGGCGAUGUGACGCAAAGUUGCUUUUUUAAAAAAAACAAAAACGUAAGGAUGGCAAACUUGAAACACAGAGGAUACUUUAUCCUGGACGUGGUGUCCUUAACCUAUUUCCUACACGCAGAAGUUCUCCACUGCUCCCUCUAGCCUAAUGUUCCAGCUAGUGUGUGGUUAAGCAGGAAACAGCCAGUUCACAGAAUCUCCCGCACUGAGAGACCCUGAAGGAGCCAGUUUGAAUGCCUAAUCAUCUGCCAAUACUAUGGCUAGGUGCGCAUGCACCAGAAGAGCAGUACCAUCUCUGCAUCUCUCAGCUACUGCUUUUGCCUUUGGCUCUUAAUUAACAUCUUACUCUAAAGGAAUUACUGUAUUUCCAAUAUGGGAUCAUUUUAGCCUAGGUCAGUGGUUCUCAAGGUGCGGUCGCAGACCACUAGUGGUCUUUGGCUGCCUCCCAGGCCACCCGUGGCUCGAGUGCAGCCCUCACUGCGGCUCACGCCUCGCGGUCACCGCACAGCUGCAGCCUGGAGCACCAGCUCCGGCUUCCUGCUGGGAGGGCGUGUGAUAGAGGCGGUGUAGGUGCAGCUUAAGGGCUUGAGUGGCCUGGCAAGCAGAGCGGGCAUCAUGACCCUGUGUUGAGCUCCACAUCCCUGGAGCUACCCCUGCCCGGCCUGGGCGUGCAGCUCCAGGGAGCCUAGGGGUUUAACACUGCCUCUCCCCCAUUGCCGGCUCUGUCUCCUGCUCUGGGAGAGGCAGGGCUAGGUGGCCGAUCACACUUUGCUGCCACCUCCGUGGGGGGCCGGGCCCUGGGCUGCACUGCUCCCUGCAGAGUGUGUGUGGGGGCGGGGAGACCCUUUUGGGCUGGAGCCAACCUGGGCUCUGACCGCCCCAGCCCUGGAGCUGCAGCCUGCAGAUGUGGGGUGAGCCCCAGGCAAAGGGCUGGGCCGGACAGGGAAGUGACUCUGCCCCCCCGGCCCCUCCUCACCCCAGCACUGCUCUGGGGGCCUGCGAGUCCCAGCACUGCUGGCCUGCUGGAGAGAGUGCAGUGAUGCGGGGGCAGGAUUGGAGGGGGCAGGGGCUGC